Molecule: messenger RNA, 3060 nt
Organism: Arvicanthis niloticus (Nile rat)
Lineage: Eukaryota; Metazoa; Chordata; Mammalia; Rodentia; Muridae
Gene: Wdr12
Product: WD repeat domain 12
Biological process (GO): maturation of 5.8S rRNA from tricistronic rRNA transcript (SSU-rRNA, 5.8S rRNA, LSU-rRNA); ribosome biogenesis; maturation of LSU-rRNA from tricistronic rRNA transcript (SSU-rRNA, 5.8S rRNA, LSU-rRNA)
Cellular component (GO): preribosome, large subunit precursor; PeBoW complex
Molecular function (GO): protein binding
Source: RefSeq, a predicted model, not a curated record
GGGAGGGUCAGGAGGUGACGGGAGGAGGAGGCAGGAGGAAGAAGGGAGGUUGGGAGGGAGCGUCCGGUGGGCGGGCGCAGACAGCUCUGCCAGACCUCCGGCUCCCUCAACCCGGCCGCCGCGGUGAGCCCCACAACGCGAGAGGGGAGUCCGCCGUAGCAGAAGGGAGAAAAUUCAAAACGAGACUACUCAACCUCGUCUUGGCUCCGAGGCCCUGGCGUGGAGACCAGCACAAUGCGCAGGCGCACCCCUCCUGGAGGCGCAGCGCAGGUCCAUCAGAUUGGAGCCUUCUCGGCCACCGUCGUCCAGUUCUCUUCCGAUUCGUUUUCCUUUCCCGUAUUUCCGCUCUGAAGCCUGAGGUAGUUGAUGUGUGCGGGCUGGGCGCCGGUGGAAAUAGAACCUCGUGGUAAGGUCUGUAAAAACCCGAGGAAGAUAACUGAAGCCUAGCUUCUACUGCGCUUGCGGCGCUGUCUACCUUAGAGCUACUUGAUACAACGCAUACAUUUUGUGGAGAAGGCUCGUGUGUACUUUCCGCCAUGGCACAACUCCAGGCACGUUUCUACACCGAGGACAAGAAAUACGCAGUGGAUGAUGUUCCUUUCUCAAUCCCUGCCACCUCUGAAGUCGCCGACCUUAGUAACAUUAUCAAUAAAUUGCUGGAGACCAAAAAUGAUCUCCACAAACAUGUCGAGUUUGAUUUCCUUAUCAAGGGCCAAUUUCUUCGAAUGCCCUUGGUCAAACACAUGGAACUGGAGAACAUUUCCUCGGAAGAGGUUGUGGAACUAGAAUAUGUGGAAAAAUACACCGCACCCCAGCCAGAGCAGUGCAUGUUCCAUGAUGAUUGGAUCAGCUCAAUCAAAGGGGCAGAAGAAUGGAUCCUGUCUGGUUCUUAUGAUAAGACUUCUCGGAUCUGGUCCUUAGAAGGAAAGUCAAUAAUGACAGUUGUAGGACAUACAGAUGUUGUGAAAGAUGUGGCUUGGGUGAAAAAAGACAGUUUGUCCUGCUUACUGCUGACAGCCUCGAUGGACCAGACCAUUGUCUUGUGGGAGUGGAGUGUAGAGAGGAACAAAGUGAAAGCUCUGCACUGCUGCCGAGGCCAUGCUGGGAGUGUGGACACCAUCGCAGUCGAUAGCUCAGGAACUAAGUUUUGCAGUGGCUCCUGGGAUAAGAUGCUAAAGAUCUGGUCUACAGUCCCUACAGAUGAAGAAGAUGAAAUGGAAGAACCCACAAAUCGGCCAAGAAAGAAGCAAAAAACAGAACAAUUGGGACUAACAAGAACACCCUUGGUGACUCUUUCUGGCCAUACAGAAGCAAUUUCCUCAGUCCUUUGGUCAGAUUCCGAAGAAAUCUGCAGUGCAUCUUGGGAUCACACAAUUAGAGUGUGGGAUGUUGAAUCUGGAGGUCUUAAGUCAACUCUGACAGGAAAUAAAGUAUUUAAUUGUAUUUCCUAUUCUCCCCUUUGUAAACGUUUGGCAUCUGGAAGCACAGACAGGCAUAUUAGACUGUGGGAUCCCCGAACUAAAGAUGGUUCUUUGGUGUCGCUGUCCCUCACCUCACAUACAGGCUGGGUAACGUCAGUGAAGUGGUCUCCGACCCAUGAACAGCAGCUGAUCUCAGGCUCCUUAGAUAACAUUGUGAAGCUAUGGGACACAAGAAGUUGUAAGGCUCCUCUCUACGAUCUAGCUGCUCAUGAAGAUAAAGUUCUAAGUGUGGACUGGACAGACACAGGGCUACUUCUGAGUGGAGGAGCAGACAAUAAAUUGUAUUCCUACAGAUAUUCCCCUACCACAUCCCAUGUGGGGGCUUGAAAAUGAAUGGCUGAAAAGAGACUUUCUUGUUGGGCUGUGUUCUAAUUCUUAGUGUCUCACUGUUGUCAUAAACUGUGAAUGAAAUUGGAAAGAGGGUUUGGAAUACAGCUUAGCUGGUAGAGUGCUUCCCUAAAAUGGCCUAUCCCUGCAUACUAUCUCCAGUACUGCCCAAAAAAAGUGGGCAUGGUAGUACAUUCCUGUAAUCCCAGGUCCUGGGAGGGGUUGGAAGCAAAAUAAUCAAAAGUUCAAGGUCACCCUCAGCUGUAUAGUGAGCUUAAAGGCAGCCAGCCAUGGUUACUCGAGCCUGUCUCAGAAAGAAAUCAGUGGAUAAUCCUCUGAUACCAUUGUCAAUGCAGAGACCGGAAGCAGCCUUUUAAAAAUUUGGGUAACAGUUCAUCUUUCAUAUUGGCUACAUUUUAUUAUCUUUAUCUUUCAUGUUUAUAAAAUAUAAUAAAUAUGUGGCCUGAAUUCUUUACCUUUUGCAGACUCCUCAAACUUAAAUUGUGAAGUAUACUUUUUAAAGGGAUACAUUACAAAUAUAGUGACUAUUUUUUUUUAAUUUCUUGGCUGUUUAGUUAGCUAUUUGAAGAAAAACAUCCAGAAAAGCCUAAUAAUGCUAUAGAGCAUCAUAGCACACACUCAUAACCCUGACAUUUAGGAAGCAGAAGCAAGGGGCUUAGGACUUGAGUAAGGGUUGGCCUCAUAACUAGUUCAAAUCAGGAUGAGGCUCAAAAAAAAUAAGGAAAAUGAAAACUUAUAGGAGGGUCAUCAAGAUGGCUCAGUGGGUAAAGAUACCUGCUGCCACUUCUGAUAACCUGAGUUCAGUUCUCAGGUUUGAAAGAAUCAACUCCUGCACGUCCUUUUGCCUCCACACACAUGCUGUGGCUUGCACACAACUAACCUGUAAAUAAAUUGUGAAAAUAAAAUGUUUAUAAAAGUAUGGGAAAAACAGUCAUCUAACAUUAAAAAGCAAAUAGUAAAAAAAAAAAAAAAAAAAAAAAAUUAAAACAUUAAAAAGUUGGAUGAAUAAGAAAAUAAGACUUUUGAGUGUUUAAAGCAUUAAAACAAUGUAAAUGUUAAUUUGUUAAUGUGUUGAAUAGCAGGACAAUGGUGAUGUACACCUUUGAUCCUAGCUCUUGGGAAGCAGAGGCAGGUGGAUCUUUGUGGGUUCGAGAACAGCCUGUGAGUUCCAGGACAGCCAGAGACCCUGUCUCAAAAGCUAUUAAAAAACAAAAGAAAAAGUCUUUCCUGA